GCUGGGGCCGCGUUCCGGACGAAGCGGUGGCGGAGGCUGCGUGCGGGGACUGCCGCGAAAUGAGUGCUUUAGUCGUGUGAUGAUGAGACUGAUGCACAAUGCCUGAUCAGGACAAAAAGCUGAAGAGCACAGAAAAAGCAACAGACGAAAAACCUCAUGGGAUUUCUAUGAGAGACUAUUCUGACCUUAAAAGACUUCAGUCUCUCUUAAAUGCUCCAUCAAGCAAACAACAGCUUUCAGCUACACAUUUUGAAAAUGGUCAAAUCAGCACAACAAGAUCUCUGCAAAAUGUCAGAAGUGAUGGACAAAAACUCCAUCGUCAAUGGCAAGAGUCAGCUGAAGCUGUUGAGCUUGAAAACUUUAGUGUGACCUACAAGAAUGAGAGAAAUUUUAGCCAACAUCCCAAACACAAGCUAUUUCAAGAUAUUUUUACCGCUUUAGUUAAGAACAGGUUUAACUGCAGGGAAUGGGUAAAUCAAGCUCCAUCCAUCCAUUUUCUUAGAGUAUUAAUCUGCCUGAGAUUAUUAAUAAGAGAUCCACACUAUCAGGAAAUCCUCUACAGCCUGGGUGGGAUUGAAAAUCUAGCUCAGCAUAUGGAAACAGUAGCAAAUGGCUAUCUAGAUUGUGGAGAAGAGAAACAUAAUGUAGACAAGUUGGUCAACAUGACAUACAUUCUUCAAAAGAUUGCUGCUGUUAAAAAUCAAAGAGAAUGGGUUAUAGCAAGUGGAGCACAUAAAACCUUAGUAAAUUUAUUAUCUGCCAGAGACAGCAAUGUGCUUCUGGGUGCUCUCCUUGCCCUGAUUAGCUUAGCAGAAAGUCCAGAAUGUAGGGAGAAGAUAAGUGAGCUCACUGUUGUUGAGAAUUUGCUGGUGAUAUUGCGCGAAUACGAUUUGCUUUCUAAAAGGCUUACAGCAGAGUUGUUACGUCUUCUCUGUGCAGAGUCACAAGUCAAAGAACAAGUUAAAAUUUACGAAGGAGUUCCAGUUUUGCUCAGUUUACUCCAUUCUGAUCAUAUCAAGCUUUUGUGGAGUGUAGUUUGGAUUCUUGUGCAGGUUUGCGAAGACCCUGAGACUAGCGUGGAAAUCCGGAUUUGGGGUGGAAUCAAGCAGCUACUUCAUGUAUUACAGGGGGAUAGAAAUCUCGUUUCUGAUCGCUCUUCAGUUGGAAGUUUAUCUAGUGCAAAUGCAGCAGGGAGAAUUCAACAUCUUCAUUUGUCAGACGAUUUGAGUCUUGAUGAGAUACAAGAAAAUACUUUCUCCCUUCAAGCAGCUUGUUGUGCUGCAAUUACUGAACUGGUGCUCAAUGAUACUAACGCUUACCAAGUAGUACAGGCAAAUGGAGUAUAUAUAAUAGCAAAACUGGUUUUACCAGACAAAGAAAAGAAUGCUGAAAAGGCUUAUUUAUUACAGUGCUAUGCUUUCAGAGCCCUGAGAUUUCUCUUCAGUAUGGAAAGAAAUAGACAUAUCUUCAGAAGACUUUUUCCUCCUGACUUGUUUGAAAUCUUCAUUGAUAUUGGACAUUAUGUGCGUGAUAUUAGUGCUUAUGAAGAGCUGGUGUCAAAACUGAAUUUAUUAAAGGAAGAUGAAUUGAAGCAAAUUGCUGAAAGUAUUGAGAGCGUCAACCAGAAUAAAGCACCUGCAAAACAUAUAGGCAAUUAUGCAAUUUUAGAACACCUUGGCAGUGGAGCUUUUGGAAAUGUAUAUAAGGUUAGAAAACAUAAUGGGCAAAAUCUUCUGGCAAUGAAAGAAGUCAAUUUACACAAUCCAGCAUUAGGAAAGGACAAAAAAGACAGAGAUAGCAGAGUGCAGAACAUUGUCUCUGAGUUAACCAUCAUCAAAGAGCAGCUUUAUCACCCAAAUGUUGUACGUUAUUACAGAACCUUCUUGGAAAAUGACAGACUGUACAUAGUCAUGGAACUCAUAGAUGGGGUGCCAUUGGGAGAGCACUUUCACUCUUUGAAGGAAAAGCAACAAAAAUUUACAGAAGAAAGAAUAUGGAAUAUAUUUAUCCAACUUUGCCUAGCUCUUCGUUAUUUACAUAAAGAGAAGAGGAUUGUUCAUCGAGAUCUCACUCCAAACAACAUCAUGCUGGGGGAUAAAGACAAAGUUAAAAUUACUGAUUUUGGUCUUGCAAAGCAAAAUGAAGAAAACAGCAAACUUGCAUCAGUAGUGGGAACCAUUCUGUACUCUUGCCCUGAAGUUGUAAAGAGUGAGCCAUAUGGAGAGAAAGCUGAUGUCUGGGCUGCAGGAUGUAUCCUUUAUCAGAUGGCAACUCUGAACCCACCGUUUUACAGCACAAAUAUGCUCUCCUUGGCAACUAAGAUAGUAGGGGCUGUGUAUGAACCUGUGCCAGACGGACUGUACUCUGAAAAAGUAUCAUUUACCAUUAAGAGGUGCUUGACCCCUGAUGCAGAGAAACGUCCAGACAUAGUGGAGGUCAGUUCGCUGCUGUCUGAUGAGAUGAUGAAAUAUUUGGAUGUUUUAUCUACCUCCCAUCUCAUGUUGGAGAAGAAACUGGAUCGGGAGAGAAGACGAACCCAGAGGUACUUCACGGAAGCAAACCGAAAUGCAGCAGCCUGUCAACAUCAGCUUUCUAUUUUACCACAAAACCAUUAUGACAAGUUGAGACUUCAAGGAAGCACCACUGGAACAGCGAGUUGCCGAAGUGAUUUUUCAGAAAACCUUGGCAUCCGGGCAGAGAAUUGUCAUUCUACGUGUAGAAAACACGAAAAGAGAACAUAUGAAGAAAUCCUGAUAGAGGACAACAGCAGUUUAGAGAACUCUGAGAAAGAUUUGUUCUCAGAAUUAGAUGAUGAGCUCGAUGUAUUGGACAACUCAAGUAGUUCCAGUUCAAGUCAUUUCAAAGAGUCUGCUUUUGGUAUCAUAAAACAAAACCUUGGUACUUCUGAAAGACAACCUCAGAUUAGAGACUGUAUUGAAGGCCUGGGAUCAAGACUACGACCAGCAUCGGCAGGAAUUGCUGUAUCACAAAGGAAAGUGCGUCAGAUCAGUGACCCUGUUCAGCAGAUUCUUAUUCAGCUGCACAAAAUUAUCUUCAUCACUCAACUUCCUCCAGCUUUGCAGUGCAACUUGAAAAGGAGAGUCAUUGAGAGAUUCAAGAAGUCCCUCUUCAGUCAGCAGAGCAAUCCUUGUAAUCUGAAAUCAGAAAUGAAAAAGCUGCUCCAAGGUUCUCCUGAAUUGAUUGAUACCAACUUUUUUACAGCAGAUUGGCAUAUGGUACUUCUCUCAUCUUCAGGCAACAUGUUAGUUUCAGAAGAUAGAAAAGGUAUUGCUGGCACUUCUGAAAUAGCAGAAGGGAUGACAUAUGAGCAGUUACAGACCUUAAUUGAGGAGGUUCUAGAGGAAAGUGGUUAUUACAAUUUCUCUCUGAACAGGUAUUUUUACUAUCCAAUAAAGAACUAUCCAGCAAAAGAAGAGAACUCAUAAUUCUGAUCAAAAGGUUCAGAACUGUUUCCAGUGAAGACAAACUGCCUGUAUUUCAGCUGAUGCUUCUGAUUUCCGAACAGCAGAGUUUUGCUCAUCAAACAUCAACCUGAAGGGAUUUCAAUAUUGAAAGUCUUCAAGAAACCUCAUGAUUUUUCAGGAUUAUACUUGUAACUUUAGCUUUGUUUACAGCAUAAGCACUUUACAAAGAACACUGGGAAAAAUGCUUCCAGGUUUAUACAUUAGGAGAAAAGCACAACUCCCAGAAGUACAUAUCUCCUAUUUUUAUAUACUUAUUAAAAAUAGUUCUUGCAUAGUUUCUGGAAUACUAGUUCAAAGCCUGUAGCCUUAUUCAUGUCCAUUAUGUCUUCUAUGGAAAGAAAAAAAGCUUUCUAAUAUCACCAGACAGAAAAUAUAUGUAGACUCCCUGCAUGAGAAUUAAGAACAGAUUAAAUAUCAUCAGUGUGAUUUUAAUAUUUAGAAUUCUUUUCUGCUUACAAUUGGAUAGAGGCAAAUUCUAAUGCCAGUAUGACAUGUAAAUAGCAGUUGGUGUAGCACCUGAAUGUUCUGUUAUUUUUAAAAAUAUUGUUUUUAUUGCUGUUUGAAACUGUGUUUAUUAUAUGUCAGUCAGGCAU
This is a messenger RNA of Lagopus leucura (white-tailed ptarmigan), 4078 nucleotides long. It is a transcript of the gene NEK10, whose product is annotated as NIMA related kinase 10. The record is from RefSeq and is a predicted model, not a curated record. The transcript has 36 exons. Gene Ontology annotation, molecular function: ATP binding; protein serine/threonine kinase activity. Lineage: Eukaryota; Metazoa; Chordata; Aves; Galliformes; Phasianidae. Gene Ontology annotation, biological process: protein phosphorylation. The coding region runs from base 99 to 3446 and encodes 1115 amino acids.